CCUCAUGCCUCCGCCUCCUCCUCCUCCUGCUAUAUACACAGACUUAUCAAGGAGCAGGGGUGGAAUUCUUCCCAGAUCCUUGGCUAGCUGGCUGGGCGGAAGGAGCUCCUGGCUAAGGAUCUCUUCAUUCUACCGCGCUGUCUCCCCUUCCGGAGGUGAUGAGAAGGUGAGGAAGGAGGAGAAACCUCUUCAAACAGGAAGUUCUCCACUGGUAAAACCAAGAGAAAUGAAAAGAUCCAGAGAGAGAACUUCCCAGUGUAAGGAGGCAGGAGAAAGCUCUAGGGCUCAAUGUGGGCCAGGGAAGCACCAAAUAAAAGAUCAGCUGAAGAAAGCCAUUUCUUGUAAGGAAAGCAACAAAGACCUCUGUGAAACAAAAGUUCAAGAGAGGAGUCGUAGGACUGAAACACAAAAGUUAUGUGUAGAACAGGCAAGAAACUCUUCCCCUGAAACCCACAAGAGAAAUCAAUCAAGAGCGAAACCAUUUAAAUGCCAUGACUGUGGGAAAACCUUCCGUUAUAAUGGUCCCCUUAUUGUACACAUAAGAUCCCACAUGGGAGAGAAGCCAUGUGCAUGUUCAGUCUGCGGGAAAAGCUUCAGUUGCACGUCCAACCUGAAUGCGCAUCAGAAGAUCCACACUGGUGAGAAACCCUACCAGUGUUCAGAUUGUGGAAAAAGCUUCCCAUGGAACAAAGACCUUCAACAGCACAUGUGGACCCACACUGGAGAGAAACCAUAUGCAUGCCCAGUGUGUGGAAAAAAGUUCCGUUCCAGUGGACUUCUUAUUAGGCACAAGAAAAUCCAUUCUGGAGAGAAACUCUUUAAAUGCUUAUACUGUGGGAAAUGCUUUGGAGAGAGAGAUGCACUGAUUGCUCAUGAGAGAAUCCAUACAGGAGAAAAGCCCUAUAAAUGCUUAGAUUGUGGGAAAAGCUUCAAUUAUGUUUCAAACUUUACUAGGCACAAGAAAAUUCAUGGAGGAGAGAAACCGCAUAAAUGUUCAGACUGUGAGAAAAGUUUCAGAAACAGUUCAGACUUAAAGUUGCACAGAAGAAUCCACACAGGUGAGAAACCCUACGAGUGCCCAAACUGUGAGAAAAAAUUCAGGUGCAGCUCAAACUUAAUAAAGCAUAAGAGAGCACAUAAAGGAGAAAAGCCAUAUAAAUGCCCAGAGUGCGGCAAAUGCUUAAGUCAGAAAUGGUGCCUUAUCAGUCAUUUGAGGAUACAUAAAUAUACAUGUUCAGACUGUGGGAAAAGUUUCAGCCAAAGCUCAGCCCUUGAAUGCCAUGAGAGAAAACACACAGGUGAGAAACCACUUCACUGCACCUACUGUGAGAAAAGCUUUGAUCGGAGGUCAAACUUGGUUAUACAUGAGCGAAGUCACACAGGAGAGAAACCGUACAAAUGUUUAGACUGCGGAAAAGGCUUUGUGACAAAACAUGAAAUUUUUCGACAUGAGAGAAUCCAUACAGGAGAUAAGCCUUAUGCAUGUUCAGAGUGUGAGUUGAGUUUCUACGAAAAAUAAUACCUUAUUUUACAUAAAAGAGUCCAUACACGAGAGAAACCAUUCAAAUGCUCACAUUGUGGGAAGAGCUUCAGGUGGAGAGCACAUUUGGUUAGUCAUGAGAGAUUACAUUCAGGAGAGAAAUCUUACAGUUGUUCAGUAUGUGGGAGAAGCUUCAGCAAUCCUUACAGCCUUCGGCAACACCACAAGAUUCACACUGGAGAGGGUAAAUAUAAAUGCCAGAAAUGUGGGAAAAUCUUGAUUACAGCCAAAGGGUUUAAAUCUCAUCAAAGAGUCCACACAGGAGAAAAACCAUACCAGUGCCCAGACUGUGGGAAAUGUUUCCGACACCUCUCAGCCCUUCCAGUGCAUCAAAGAAUACACACGGGAGAGAAACCGUUCAAAUGCAUGGAGUGUGGGGAAAGCUUUGUUAGUGGUUCAAGCCUUACAAAACAUCACAGAAUCCACACAAGAGAGAAAUCAUUUUAAAUUGAAAAAUCAAUUUAAGCAAAUUAAAUUCUAUUUAUUAUUAUUA
Hemicordylus capensis (graceful crag lizard) is the source of this 2033-nucleotide messenger RNA. RefSeq names its product zinc finger protein OZF-like. Gene Ontology annotation, molecular function: DNA-binding transcription factor activity; RNA polymerase II cis-regulatory region sequence-specific DNA binding. The record is from RefSeq and is a predicted model, not a curated record. Lineage: Eukaryota; Metazoa; Chordata; Lepidosauria; Squamata; Cordylidae. Gene Ontology annotation, biological process: regulation of transcription by RNA polymerase II. Bases 5 to 1519 code for a protein of 504 amino acids. The transcript is spliced from 2 exons.